GACAAAUAUUGCUUAACCUUUCUAUUUUUAUGAGUCACACCUUCAUUUCACACUCACCAUUCUCACUCUUAACUAUCUACAUUCUGAUCGAUCAUCCAUGGCAGAACUCAAAGCCCCCGUCAAAAUCAUCGCCGGAGCCGAUGACUUUGGCACUCCUCUCAAAGACGCUCUGAUCUCCCACCUCCGUUCCCUCAACAUCGAAAUCGAAGACCUCGGAACCUCUUCUUACUACUCCGCCGGCGCCGAGGUCGGCCGCCGCGUCUCCCAAUCCACAUCCUCCUCCUCCCUGAACGUCCGCGGAAUUGUCGUAUGUGGAACCGGUGCCGGCGUCUCCAUCUUCGCCAACAAAUUCCCCGGCGUGUUCGCCACCACCUGUCUCACUCCCUCUGAGGCCGUCAACGCCAGAUCCAUCAACAACUCAAACGUGAUUGCUUUCUCUGGUAAGUACACAUCACCAGAAACCGCUAUCGAGAUCGUUAACACAUGGCUGAAAACACCGUUCAAGGCCGCGUGUCCUGCAAACGAUAACAAACCGUGGCCGGAAGAGAUCGAGAACUUUCUCGACAAAUCGCUGAUCGAAAUGCCGGAGAUCGGAAAACGCGAACCGGUUGACACAUGUGCGGUUUGCUGUUUGGUGAAGAACCGGGAACUGAACCCGAUCGAUUUGAUUCCGGGCGGUUCAAUGAAGAUUGUUAGGGAGACUCCGACGUCCGCGUUCGUGAGAUUCAAAGCCGGGAGUGUGGAGCCGGCGCAUCAUCAUACGUUUGGGCACGAUUUGGUGGUGCUGGAAGGGAAGAAGAGUGUUUGGAAUUUGACGAAGGAGGAGAGAUAUGAUCUAACGGUUGGAGAUUAUUUGUUUACUCCUGCUGGUGAUGUGCAUAGAGUGAAGUAUCAUGAGGAUACUGAGUUUUUCAUCAAAUGGGAUGGUCAUUGGGAUAUGUUUUUUGAUGAGGAUCUUGAUACUGCCAAAACUGCAAUUGAUAAGGAAUUAGGCAUAGGUAAGUGAUUUUUUUUUUUUUUUUUGUGGUAAUGGUUUAUCUGUUAAUAUAUUUUGUUUAUGAUACACUAUUAAAUAAGAUUUCUGGUUUAUAUGUGAACCUAAUUUAGAUUGAUGAAUGUUGUGUUUUCUUCUUAAGUUACAUUGUUGCAGUUAUAUUUGAUGUGAGAUUUGGCAAUGUAUGUUUAUAUUGCUUGUUGGAGGUGCAUAGGAUUUUUUUUUAUCAAUGUUGGUGAAGCUUAUAUCAGUUGUAUGUUAUGAUUUUAAACAUGAGCAUGAAAGAAGAAUAAGGACAAUUCUAUCAACAAGAAGCAGCAAUAACUAUAGCAAUCCUACCAACAAUCAAGAUGAAACUACAGGAAAAAAGUAGAAAGAAUUUGGAGGAUACUAACAUUAUGAAUAACAUAGGGUUUUAGAAUAACUUCUAUAAUUGGAUCCAGAAAGAAUGGGAGAAGAAGAGAGUACAAGUUCUCCUGGAAAACAAGAGAAGAGCAAUACCGGAAACAUUAAAAAUAACAUUACGAAGAAGAAGAAGAAUGAUGAAGAAAGCAAAAACAAUGAAGAUAAGAGGCAAACCUGCAAUAGAAAGAUUUCAGGUUUAGAAAAGAAAAUCCUUAGAGAAGACAAAAAAAAAACAUAGAGAUACCUAAUAAAAAUAACGAGGGGACAACAAAGAAUUCUAAAAUCCAAUUGGAGACUUCUUGAGCAAUGAUGUAUAGAGUGCAACACUGACACAAUCCUUGCAGAAAAAGGGAGAUGAAGUCUAGGAGAAAUGAAAAUGGGGGAAACAAUGUCUGAUUGCUCUCAUUGGGUGAAGGGAAACUAUGACCCUUUAAUGGAGAAAUCGAUUACGCUAAAGCUAUUUAAGUAGCUACGGAUUGUUACUUAGAAGUUGAUUUUGAAACGGGCAACAAAACUUUUGCAGAGACAUUUAAAGGAAACGAAAACCCCAUAACAAAUUAGAUUUAAAGGAAAGGAAAACCCCAUAACAAAUUAGAGAAUGAUGUGUAAUGUCGUUCGUAGGAAGAUGAAUAGGUUUAGAAGAAUUAAAUUCUCUUCAACCCAUGUUUUGCAUCUUUCGCGGCGUAUCUUGUUGGCUUAAAGACCUCUAAAAGUCCAUCUAAGUGUUCCUACUUUUGUAGCAAACGCUUAAUGAAAAAAUAGAAAUAUUGAAUCCAAA
Molecule: messenger RNA, 2177 nt
Organism: Vicia villosa (hairy vetch)
Lineage: Eukaryota; Viridiplantae; Streptophyta; Magnoliopsida; Fabales; Fabaceae
Product: DNA damage-repair/toleration protein DRT102
Exons: 1
Coding region: 98-1006 (302 amino acids)
Biological process (GO): carbohydrate metabolic process
Molecular function (GO): isomerase activity
Source: RefSeq, a predicted model, not a curated record